GGAUCACCGUGACUUCAAGGCCAGCCUGGGCUGCAAUAUGUAGAGAACCUGUCUCAAAGACAACAAUCAAAAGUUUCACAGGCCGGGCCCAAACUUGCUGCCCUUCUGCCCCACCAUGAGGCUGACCGUUCUUGUCACUGUGUGAGCUGUUGGCGUUCAGCACUGUCUGGGCAGGCCGGUGCUUCUCACCUUCCUGGCUGUGCCCUCUCCACUGUCCAGUGUCAGCAGCUGUCCCUGAGCCUACGCUCUGACACCCCAGGGCUGCCACUGCUUCUUAGCGAGCACGUCACUCCUGCACCCCUCUUUGCUGGGACAGCUGUCCCUGCCUGCACAUCCUCCCCAAUGGAAACGGUCCGCACUCUUCAUCUCCUCUGUUGGCCCUUGGCCUGCCUUCUCUGCCCCAGGGUCCCAUUCCAGGCCUCACGUGAUACUGUCAUAGGUCUCCUGAGGCUCCUUGCAGCUGUCACGCAGCCUCAGCUUUCCUUGUUCCUGGUGACUGAUGGUUUGGGGAGUACUGGUCAGAUGCUCUGUACGAUGCCCCUCUCCUGGGACUCGUUCGGUGGUUUUCCUGGGGACAGGACGGGCAGCUCUGGAACUGGUGUUCUCUGAAAUCAGGCAGCAUUGUAAGCAAAGAGAACAUGAUGGCAGCCAUGUUUCUGGCUGUUGGAGUGGACGGCUGGACAGACAGGAAGCUGUCAUGACCCACAUGGUCAUGGGUCAUGGGGUUUUACUUGCUCCAUCACCUAGGAGGGCCUGGAACAUCCCCUUAGCUAGCACCCCUGGUGCCCAGUCCUGGGUUUUGAUACCAUUCUGUAGUAAAUAAAGGGAAGCAGGAUCCUUAGCGAAGUGGCCGGUUCCAGGGCAGAGGCAGGAAAUACACAAGAAACAUCUGUGUGACCAGGAAGUGAAGACGCAUCCACAAUACACACUUGUGCACACAUAGCGAGGGGACCUGGGCAGCAGGCAAGAGGGAUGCGGAAACCAGGUGAGAGUGCUCCUAGCCAAAGCUAGAACAUUCUGAACAAUGCUGCAAGGUAGUGUUGUGCCACAGCUCGAGGUGUAAAAUAAACGUCCUUACUGAUUGAAAUUACAGGUUGAGUAAAUAAAUACGAGAGAUCACUCUCCACUGUGUGCAAGAGCCCCCGGGGAAUUCCUGUAACCCCCCCCCAGGAGCCUCUUGUCACAGUCUGCAUUCCUCCUUGACUCCGCUGGCAUCCUGAAGGAUUUUUUUUAAAGAAUUGAUGUAUAUUAAUGCUCGCUGUGCUGUAAAGUUGAGGUUUUGCAAGUUCUCAAAGUUCUGUGUCUGUCAUGCAUGUCAGUCACAUGUCAUAAUGUCGUGUCUCAUGCGUGAGCACCGACACAGUGCCCUCCAGAACAGCAUCUGCCCUGCUGCCCAGCGCCCACGGUUGUGCUAUCACUGUGCGCACAGUGUCACAGCACUGGGACCCCCCCAGCUCCCCUCAGUGGCGUGUGGACAGCACCAGCCACUGUCGACCCCUCCGAGGACGUCCUGGCAGCCUGCAGUCUUCCAGGCUGUGGGAAGCUGGGAGGCGGGUUCCCACGGGGGUCUCUGGCACACCUGUGCCUGCACCCCACCCCAAGUCUGCUCUGCCAGGCUGGGCCCAGCGGUUCUCUUCCUCUUUCCUUUUCUCUGCGAAGACUUCAUUCUUUAAAGACAGAACCUGCAGUGUCUCUGCUGUGGGGAGAACAAGGACUAAGUAAGUGGGUGUCGGGCCCACAGGCUCAUGGGCUCUGCCUGGGCCAGUGGUCUCUUUUUAAAACUUCCGUCCAGGGCUGGGGAUUUAGCUCAGUGGUUCUGCCGCCUGCCUCGCAAGCUCAAGGUCCCAACUUUGAUCCCCGGUACGACCUGUGGCCCGCUUGCUUCACCAUGUCGUAGGCAGUGCACUUUGUAAUGCUGGCUGGGUCUGGAAGAGCUUAAGGAACUUGCUUGGAGUUGUGAGUAGAAGUUAGUCUAAGGCAGGGCUUCCUUCCUUCCUGAGUGACAGAGGACAGAAGCAGCCAGGAGAGAGCCUCUGCCUGCGGGGCCAUCAUGAAAAGCAUGACAAAAAGUAGGUAGCAGCUUAACUAUGCCAAGAGCACAGAGCUGAGUAGCCGCUUCCCAGCCCAGCGUGACCUUGGGCCUCCCGCUCUGAUGUCUGUGGUGAUACGUUUGCCCGGUGUUGGGUGUCGCUCCGGUGGACUCACACUGGGCCUGGCCUUCCUUGUUCCCUUCUUGGACUGGGCUUAGUGUUUUGGGGUUUAACCCAUGUUGUGUUGGCCUUGAUCAUUUCUUUCAUUUUCUUCGCAAAAGAUAACCAUUGUCUGACUCUGAUCGGCCUGGGUUGGUUGGUUUGUCUGCUGGGUGGCUGUGUGGGGCGUUUCCUCCGGGGAGACUGCGGUAGUGCUGCUGGGAGCAGAUGUGCACGUGCUGUCUCUUCUGCUCGUCUUCUUGAGCAAACCCCUAGUCACGGGGUGGGUGUGUGUUUACCACCGAGGAAGUGUCAGACUGCUCUCCCAAGCGAUUGUUCUGUUGGUUGCUUUAAUUUCUAGGAAUAAUCGGGGUUUGGUUUCAUAGAGAUCCUGCUGAAGACCUGCUGUCUGCAGUGAGCAGUCCUGUAUCUCACUUCCGGCCUUAGAUUUCAGGACAUUGCCAAGACACUCCCUGGGAAACACCUCUGAAUAUCAGUAAGCGUCUGAAGGGUUUGGUUAGUGUAUCCUGUCACAUAGGACAGCAUGCACCUGAGGAUCCUGAAAAAAAGGCGCAAAAUGUCCGAGUGAUGUUCAGAAGUCAUCUGUGCGGCUGUGUCCGGGAACCAUGCAGCCCUCGGGACACCGGCUCCGGGACGUUGAGCACCACCCCCUCCUGACGGAAACCGACAGCUGUGACUCUGCGUCCUCUUCCUCCCCCGAGGCUGACGCGGCUGACAGGGUGUGGUUCAUCCGCGACGGCUGCGGCAUGGUGUGCGCCGUCACGACCUGGCUCCUGGUCGUCUACGCAGACUUCGUGGUGACGUUCGUCAUGCUGCUGCCUUCCAAGGACUUCUGGUACUCCGUGGUGAACGGGGUCGUCUUCAACUGCCUGGCAGUGCUGGCGCUCUCGUCGCAUCUGCGGACCAUGCUCACCGACCCUGGGGCGGUGCCCAGAGGGAAUGCAACGAAGGAGUACAUGGAGAGCCUGCAGCUGAAGCCUGGGGAGGUGAUCUACAAGUGCCCCAAGUGCUGCUGCAUCAAGCCCGAGCGCGCGCACCACUGCAGUAUCUGCAGAAGAUGCAUUCGGAAAAUGGACCAUCACUGCCCGUGGGUGAACAAUUGUGUGGGAGAAAAGAAUCAGAGAUUUUUUGUGCUCUUCACUAUGUACAUCGCCCUGUCGUCGGUGCACGCGCUUGUCCUCUGCGGCCUGCAGUUCAUCUCCUGCGUCCGGGGACAGUGGACUGAGUGCAGCGACUUCUCGCCCCCCAUAACUGUAAUCCUGUUGAUCUUCCUGUGCCUUGAGGGUCUGCUGUUCUUCACAUUCACCGCAGUGAUGUUUGGCACCCAGAUCCACUCAAUAUGCAACGAUGAGACGGAGAUCGAGCGGCUGAAAAGCGAGAAGCCCACGUGGGAGCGCAGGCUGCGCUGGGAAGGGAUGAAGUCUGUCUUCGGGGGUCCCCCCUCACUCCUAUGGAUGAACCCCUUCGUCGGCUUCCGGUUCCGGCGACUGCACGUGCGGCCCAGGAAAGGCGGCCCAGAGUUCUCGGUGUGACCCGUCGGAGUCUCCGCCAGCUCGGUCUGUGGGGCCUGUGACCAUGGGACAGCAGCCACGUGGACGCGUGACAGGGUACGGCGGCUGCCGCUGUGCCCCAAGCCGGUGUCACACUGUCGGCGUGGACCAGGGUCUCCGGCUCCGGCGCCCCGACCUGGGGGCGUCUCCGUGGAGACUGCGCCCCAAGCUCAGGCUUCCGGAACACUCCCGGGCAGCCCCCCAGCGAGUGUGUGUGUCUGUGCGUGUGUGCAGUGUGCAUGUGUCCAAAUCGCAGUGUCUCCUCGGUGUCACAUUUAGCGGCUGUGUACAGCAAACAAGCUAUUUUCAGAAGUCGACAUUUCAGGGAAGAGGGGCGGGCCGUGCAGGUCCCUGCUGGUGUCUAUGAAUGUAUUCCAGACCAGAGAGGGUCUCAGUCCAAAGAACAGCCGUCCUGUGUGGCCCUCCGGUGCCCUCCAGACCCGUCCGCAGGCCCGGAACGGAUUCAUGGUUUCGGCCAGGGUGGCCAUGUGAGGCUGGUCCUGGGUGGCGGGCGGCCUUUGGCCCUACUGGGCAGGGACAGGCUCGAAUGGUGGCCAGAGGGGCAGCUUCCGUUUUUACGUCUGUCCUCUCUCCGGGCACAGGUGGCCACCUGGGCCCCUUGCUGUGAGCUGGAAACCGUCAGCCACCCGGGCUUUGCCUCUGACCCACACUUCGGGCGGUGGCAGGCCUUCCGUGGCUGUCCCCCACGUGGUCCCUGCCUGGUGCCGUGCAAUGGCACCAGCGGCUCUGUCCCCUGCCCUUGCAGGACAUCUGCUGAGUCCCUGGAGGGUGGGCAGCGUCCAGGACAGCACGAGCCUGUUCUGCAUGAGUCUGGGGGACGAGGUGCUGGGCUUCGGUGCGAGGCUUUAGUAACCGGUUCAUCGCUCGGUAACUGUCCCGGCAAGAGGGGCUGGCAGCUGCGCGCAGAUCAAGUACACCUGGCUUCCCACCUCUCCUCCGGUGUAACUUUUUACAUGAAAUAAAAUAGCCCAGCAGCCGUUGUCAGACCACUUCUGGGUCACGCGGUUCUUGCUCAGCGGAGUUGUGUGCCUCGGUUUACCCACUGGGGCCAGGCCCACACGCUUGCCCCUCCCUCCAGUACCUGCGACCUUCGUGCCCGACCGUCGACGUGGGCAUCUGUGUCUCCCCGUUCUCCGCUGGUCCUUUCCGUCCCCUUCCUGUCUCCUCAGCAGUCCUCUAACCAGUUUUUAGUGCGCAUUUUAAUAAACUACUACGAAUCUCUUCCGUCCGGCACUUCC
Messenger RNA from Fukomys damarensis (Damara mole-rat), 5019 nucleotides. It is a transcript of the gene Zdhhc7, whose product is annotated as zinc finger DHHC-type palmitoyltransferase 7. Gene Ontology annotation, biological process: peptidyl-L-cysteine S-palmitoylation; protein targeting to membrane. Gene Ontology annotation, molecular function: protein-cysteine S-palmitoyltransferase activity. Gene Ontology annotation, cellular component: Golgi apparatus; endoplasmic reticulum. NCBI's taxonomy places the organism in Eukaryota, Metazoa, Chordata, Mammalia, Rodentia, Bathyergidae. The transcript is spliced from 8 exons. Bases 2816 to 3742 code for a protein of 308 amino acids. The record is from RefSeq and is a predicted model, not a curated record.